UAAACAAAAAGAGAAAAAAGAAAAAAGAAAAAAGAGAUUGAAUUGCCUCUGUAACAAGGAAACCAUUUCUCGACGCCUUCCGUCGCCUUGUGAAGCUCCGAUCAUCCAAGAUGCGAUUACUCCUCUGCGCGUAGAUAUUAGGCGUUCUCUGCAAAUUUGCUAUUUUCUUUGGUCCCCUCGCCGUCGUCCAUUUCGGCCACCUGAAGCGCAUGUAUGCUUCCUGACGAUGCCGUCGCAUUGAUUUCAAAUCGCUCACACAGAGACAGAGACAGAGACGAGAGAGGAGGACUUGGUUGAGGUCAUUUCAUUAGUAUGGCUGAUAUUUAUGCCUGGCUCCUCUCCUUCUUCUUCAUCAUAUCGCUUCUCAUACUCGUCGUUUUCCAGCUCAUGUGCUUAGCUGAUCUUGAGUUUGAUUAUAUCAACCCUUAUGACUCUUCGUCACGGAUAAACAAAGUGGUUUUACCUGAGUUCAUCACCCAAGGAGUCUUGUGCAUCUUCUAUCUUUUGACAGGGCAUUGGAUUAUGUCAUUAUUUUGUGCGCCUUACCUCUAUUACAAUUUGAGAUUGUACACUCAGCGACAGCACCUGGUAGAUGUUACCGAGAUAUUCAAUCAGUUAACUUGGGAAAAGAAGAAAAGGCUUUUCAAACUAGUCUAUCUUGUUUCUCUCCUCUUUCUUUCCAUAUUUUGGUUGAUUUAUAGUGCGUUGGAGGAUCAUGAUCCUUGAUUAGGAAUAGCUGCAAACUGUUGUCUUGUAGGAGACAAUUCCAGUGUGCGGCUCACGCUCACUACAGAGCUUGAUGUACUUACUCCCAGGUUAUCUUGUUGCAUUCUAAUUCUGGACAAAUAAUUGCUCUGUGAGUAAGGUCUAAAGGUUUCAUCUUUGAUUGCCACCAUGCUGCCCCCAUUUUCUGCUGCCUUUUAUAAUGUUCAUGUGAUAUUUGUCAUGUUUAUAUAGAAAGCUUUUUAUACACGAUUCAGUGAAAAAAGUUCACUAUUUAUGGACUGUACUUUGACUUAGCGAAAGUAAUUUUAUGUUUAUUAUUUAAGAAGGAUGUUGUUGUUCUAAGAAUUAGAGUCUAUAUUUUUAUUUUAUAGGAAAGCUGCAAGAAUACUUGUACGGUUAUAUCAAUGCCAAUGGUGAAAACUAAUGUAUUGACCUUUUAUUUAUUUA
This is a messenger RNA of Momordica charantia (bitter melon), 1173 nucleotides long. RefSeq names its product Cornichon family protein. Lineage: Eukaryota; Viridiplantae; Streptophyta; Magnoliopsida; Cucurbitales; Cucurbitaceae. The record is from RefSeq and is a predicted model, not a curated record. Gene Ontology annotation, biological process: vesicle-mediated transport.